Molecule: messenger RNA, 2232 nt
Organism: Drosophila kikkawai
Lineage: Eukaryota; Metazoa; Arthropoda; Insecta; Diptera; Drosophilidae
Gene: aft
Product: cap methyltransferase 2
Biological process (GO): 7-methylguanosine mRNA capping
Cellular component (GO): nucleus; cytoplasm
Molecular function (GO): methyltransferase cap1 activity
Source: RefSeq, a predicted model, not a curated record
GAACCGGCGAAAUUGCAUUUGUCUGCCAAUUCGAAAAGAUUCCUCAAAAAGCGCCAGUAAUGAACUCCCCGCUGAAACAUGGCUGCCAACUGCCUGUCCAAGGGAAGCCUCAUCCAAUGGCAGACUAUCAGGCCAUCGGGCAGUCGGAGUUGGAGCAGCUUUUCGGGAAGAAGUUUCAGUACCAAAAGCCUAGGGGAAAUGAUUCCUGGCAGCUGCCUCCGCCGGAUCAAGCUCUCUUCGGCGAGUUCUACCAAUACGAGGCGCUCCAAGGACUUCGGGAGCAACUGAAUGCAGUCAAGAGCCGGCUGAACGACUAUGGAGUGCAGGAGUGGAGUGCCCACACCAACCGCAGAGAUCCCUCCGGCGAGGUGUCCUGGCGCCUAAAGAACGAGACGAAGGCGGAAUUUGUCACCGUGGCCUGGUGUAAAUUCUUUGAGUGCCUGCACCGGUAUCCCCUGGUCAAGGGUCCCGUGGUAAAUACUCUGCAUCUGUGCGAGGCACCGGGAGCGUUUAUUGCAUCCUUGAAUCACUAUCUGCAUAGUACUUAUGCCGAAGAGGAGAUUAAAUGGCGCUGGCGCUCCACCACCUUGAAUCCUUACUAUGAAGGCAAUGCCUUGAACGAGAUGAUCACCGAUGACAGGUUCAUCUUCCACACGCUGGACAACUGGCUUUUCCACAAGGAUCUAACAGGCAACCUCCUAGAUGUGGCCAACAUAGAUCACUUGGCGAAGCGCUGUAAGGAGGACUUCCAGGAUCAAGUGGAUCUAGUCACCGCCGAUGGGUCCAUUGAUUGUGCUGCCCAGCCCGACUGCCAGGAGGAGAUAGUGGUUCGCCUGUUCUUUGCCGAGGUGCUUAGCGCCUUGAAGAUCCUAUCUGCAGGUGGCAGCUUCCUGGUGAAAAUGUUUACGCUUUUUGAGGCAUGCAGUGUCUCGCUUCUGUACAUGCUCAAUUGCGUCUUUGAGCAAGUGCACAUCUUCAAGCCCGCCACAUCUAAGCGUGGCAACUCGGAGGUGUAUGUUAUUUGCCUAAAUUACCAGAAGGACACGGCAGCUGGUCUGCCCCGCUUGCUGGAGGAGUUGCAGGCCAAGUUGGCGCAACCGAAUGACACCAUGGUGAUGCCACUGUUUGCCAGGUCACAGAUUCCCACGGACUUUCUAAUGCAGCACGAGAUUGCCUGUAGGUUGUACAUGAAGCUCCAGUCGGACGCCAUCGAGGGUAGCAUCUAUGCGUACGAGUCCAAGGAUCGCCACUACCUGAGACAUCUCCAUCACCUACGUGGCCUCGUCUCCAGCACCUACUACAGCCGCUACAAAGUCAAGCCUUUGGCGGACAGCCUUUGCAUUGUGGACAAGGAGGCCACCAGCAAGGCUCUGGGCUUUUCGGUGCCUGUUUACGGAGGUUCCUACACCGAGAGGGAGAACCUGAAGCAUGGUGAUCUUCUCAAGCAGAUCUACUGCCUGCGUCGGGAGUUCAACCAGCUGGAAAAGUGCCCCAGCGGCAAGGCCUCUUACUCUUACACCUCCAAUCGAACUUCGCCUUUGGAGUUGCGUGUCUCCAGAGGAGCGGAGGUGCAAAGCCUGCAGAGCAGCAUGUUUGCCUCGGAGCCCAUACUCCUGCUGCGUCUGCGCAUCCGCGAUACCUUUGAUCUCGAUCCGGUUUGGCAAACUGCUCCCGAAUGUCAACUGGAGAACAAAAUACUCAACUACCAGCCACCUUCAGGGGAAGAAAGCUAUCACUCCGCCCAGCGUCACUUCUUUGUGGAGCUCUUGGAAAACAUAAGAGAUCUGCAGCCCCAGAGCAUCGUCUUCCAGAGGUUUACCUUUCUCACCCACUAUGCCGCCUCCCUGCUGCUGUUUCUCAUGGAAACCCUUUACCAGGACUCCAGUUUUGAAAGCAAUCCCACGCAUUCCCUUACUCUCAGUAAACCCAAGACCACAGAUGGCAAGGAGCUAAGCCAGGUGCUGGAGCUACUCAAGGAUGAGCAAGCGGGGGCCAUUCACAGCCUGCUGGACAUCAAGGAGCUGCAAAAGAACCAGUUUAGCAACGCUUUGAUCCAGCACAACAACGGCGUGCUGCUGACCUGCUUCCGUGGCAUGCUCGGCGAGGAGGCCUUUCCCAUGCCCCUGGCCAAGACAGAGCCCGAGGUGGCCAUCCUAAAACCCAGCGCUGUUCUUUUAACAUAACGAACAUGUAUUUCUUCUCAUUUUGCAUAAAAUUACAGUGCUACUUUUA